This is a messenger RNA of Dunckerocampus dactyliophorus (ringed pipefish), 12697 nucleotides long. It is a transcript of the gene cdk5, whose product is annotated as cyclin-dependent kinase 5. Bases 161 to 1039 code for a protein of 292 amino acids. Gene Ontology annotation, molecular function: ATP binding; cyclin-dependent protein serine/threonine kinase activity. The transcript is spliced from 12 exons. Gene Ontology annotation, biological process: axonogenesis; protein phosphorylation; neuron apoptotic process. Lineage: Eukaryota; Metazoa; Chordata; Actinopteri; Syngnathiformes; Syngnathidae. Gene Ontology annotation, cellular component: nucleus; cytoplasm. The record is from RefSeq and is a predicted model, not a curated record.
UGUAGAGGACGUACAAGCUUAUCUAUAGACCCCACCAGCUCAGCAAGUGUUUACUAGCGUCAAGCUAACUGCUAACAUUAUAACAAACCCUCUUGCACCAUUCGGGCUUGGACUUUGGGUGUUCUGCUGGCUACUCAUCAGCUGGCUCAACAGGGUAAACAUGCAGAAAUAUGAAAAACUCGAAAAAAUCGGAGAGGGUACAUAUGGAACCGUUUUCAAGGCUAAAAACAGAGAAACCCACGAAAUUGUGGCUCUGAAAAGAGUCCGUUUGGACGACGACGAUGAAGGCGUGCCAAGCUCUGCUCUCAGAGAAAUAUGUCUGCUCAAGGAACUCAAGCAUAAAAACAUUGUCAGACUACACGACGUAUUGCACAGUGACAAGAAGUUAACGUUGGUGUUUGAAUAUUGUGACCAGGAUUUGAAGAAAUACUUUGACAGCUGCAAUGGUGAUUUAGACCCCGAAACAGUAAAGUCAUUCAUGUUCCAGCUGUUGAAAGGACUUGCUUUCUGUCAUAGUCGGAAUGUUCUUCACAGAGAUCUGAAGCCACAGAAUCUUUUGAUCAACAGAAACGGGGAGUUGAAGCUGGCUGACUUUGGGUUAGCUCGGGCUUUUGGCAUUCCUGUGAGGUGUUACUCCGCUGAGGUGGUGACAUUGUGGUACCGACCCCCUGAUGUGCUGUUUGGUGCAAAACUCUAUUCUACCUCUAUUGACAUGUGGUCUGCCGGCUGCAUAUUUGCAGAGCUGGCAAAUGCUGGAAGGCCUUUAUUUCCGGGUAAUGAUGUGGACGACCAGUUGAAAAGAAUCUUCAGGUUGUUGGGAACGCCGACAGAAGAACAAUGGCAGACGAUGACCAAGCUCCCAGAUUACAAGCCAUAUCCAUUGUAUCCAGCCACCACCUCACUCGUCAACGUGGUGCCCAAGCUAAGUAGCACGGGUCGAGAUCUACUCCAGAACCUUUUGAAAUGUAACCCAGUUCAGAGGAUCUCUGCAGAAGAAGCCUUGCAGCACCCUUACUUUGCAGACUUCUGCCCACCCUAAAUCCUUAGCAGCCCUCCCGCUCGACCUUGGCCGCCACAAUCAAAUCUUCCUGUUAUGCAAGCAGGUCAUUAGAAGUAAGCCAAACCCUCUCCGCUCAAGAAAACACCUUGCUCCGCUUCUCGCUGAGUUCAAAGCUUCUUUUCCACCGCACUGUAAAGAUGAACUUUUAUACAAACGGAUCGUAAAAGUUAGCAACUGAAAUAGCAUUGUAGGUAGCUCGCUGGUGCAUCAACGGAUCUGCUCAGAUUCUAGUUUCUGGUCACUUUUUUUUGGUGCUUGGCAGAAUUUGUCAUUGUCACAUGAAACCCAAAUUUUAAAAAAACGUCAUGCUCAUUAGGAAAGUCCAGGCAGAGAAAGGACAGGGAAACUCAGCAACAUGAAGGAAAUUGCAGAAAAACAGCAAUAUAAGGCUUACAUCAUUGUCUAAUCCUUAGUGUUUUUACUGUAUUUCCUCAUAGUGGUCAAGGGUGUUCAUUUAUUCACCUGUAGAAAGUAAUCUGUUAGAGAUAAGGUUUUUAUUAGGGGGGGAAGCCCACAUUUGCAGAAACAUUUUUGUAUAAUAAUGUUUUCCCCACUUAAGUAAUUAUAUUACAAUAUAUAUUAUAAUACAUAUGUGAUAUGUUAUUCUAUAUUGUUUUAUGGCAUCUGUUACAUCAAUGCAUUUUCACAAUAAAUGCCAUUUUUAUUUAAAAUAAAUAAUUAAAAUAUUGCAGUACAUGUUAUAAUACAUAUUAUAGUGUACAGUCAUCCCUCGCUACAUUGCGGUUAAAACAUCACUAGUAUUUUUUUGGUUGAAUAUGGCCUAUUAGUAAAAAAAAAUAUUUAAAAAUUGUACUUAUUCUUUCCCUAAAUUAAGCAUUUCAAGCAUAAAAAUGACUAAAUUAACUAACGAAAUGAACUAAAAUACAAAUACAAGGCAGAAGAGGCCUUAUGAAUGAAUGAAUGAAUGAAUGAAUGAAUGAAGAAGUGACUGGAGUGACUUGGCCACAAGGUGUCAGUGCUGGGUGAGACAAGGACCAGAAAAUGCAUUUAUUGCAUGUUUAAAUUAUCUCAACAUGCACAAUAAUAACAUAAUAAUCAUAUUAAUAACACUACUGUUGUGGCUACUGUGGCUUCAACUUGACUUCUGGUCUGCCUGCCCCUAAGGUCUACUGGUGAACACAUGACACAUGCACACGAGCAGGAGGUUUUUUUUACAUCUUAAAUUGCUUAUUUACUCUUAUUAUGUCUACUAUAUUGGGUAAUACUAGUGUAAAGCCAUUUAAAGCUGCCAUUACAUUACACUGAUGAGACAAUAGUCACCCGAGAAGUAGCCUGUCCAGACAAAAACAAGGCAGUGAGUGAGUAUAUGUUAUCUUAUUUAUAUCCAAUGUCUUAUUUUCUUUGAUUAAAUCUUCAAUAUUUGGGUAAUACACAUGUAAAGGUGACUAUAUGGGUGUUAUUUCAUGUCUAGUAAAUAUUCCAUUUAUUAAUAUUGAAUUCUACUUUGAAUUUCACUUAUGGUCAAGUCUGGAACCAAUUAAUCACGAUAAACGAGGGACGACUGUAUUGGCGACCUGCCAACAUGUAAGCAUUGUACACAUAUGGCACAUUUUGUUGCAUUUCGUCGGUUUCAGAUUCUUUGUUCAGCCAGCCGUGACGCUGAAGCCUCACGAAGCCUCACAAAGCCUUCAGUGUCCGUCCGUGACAUGCACCUCCCCAAAAAAUCCUUGAGCUGCGAGAAUACUGAUAGCUAAAGCUGUGAUUGGUCGGCUUAGAGUACAGUAUUUCCUGUGUGUAUACGACUCGUUCAGAGGGCAGACAGCCCACCUCCACGAAUGCCUUCUUCGAUUUUGGAUCUAUGGACUGUUUGUCUAUGGACGGAUUGGUUAGUUCGAGCUGCAAAAACAUUCCCCUUCAAUCUUUAAUUAUUCGCCAUUAUUCGCUCACAAUGGGAAGCUAACAAGCUAAAUAGUCGACAAGAGCUGUGUUCCCUCACAGAGUUGACGUUACGUCUUGAGCUGAACCCUGACGACGAGCUAUAAAAGCAGGGGUGUCCAAAGUACAAAAUGGCCCAUGGCUCAUUUGUUAUUGGCCCACGGCACAUUGUAGAGCUAAAGUAAACUACCGUAAUUUAAAAAAACACAAAAUAAUAGAUAAUAAAAUAGAGCAAAAGGAAUCAUGUAUUACAAAUAACUAAUAAUGCAAAACAUUUUCUUUAAACAUGUAUUGCAUUUUACAAAAUACGAAAAAUGUUGAAAAGUGAAAAAUGUUUAAAGUUGGUGGGGGGAGUUAUUUCUUCAAGGUUGGCAUGUCUGAUAUAUAUUAUAGUAAAUACUGACAUUUUACUGACAAAAAUAUAAAUUUAAAUGGUAAAUAUGUAUUAUAAUGUACUGUAUGUUGUGGUGCAGACUCCAGAUUUGGUUCUGUUUUCUCCUCCUACCUCCAUCUUAAAACUUCAGCUUUACAGAUGCCAUGUCUGCUCUGCGGGUGGUGAGUAUCUUACAAUGACAUCAACAAGUACACCCAGUGGUGUCAAUAUGAGGUGCAAUGUUUUAUUUAUUUAUACACCUUACCUGGUGAUUGAGGUAUUUGUCUAUUAAAGCGGAGGCCACUAUUUGAGGAAAUACAGUAUGUCACCUUUCACCUAUCAGUUGGUACCAUGUUGUGUGAAAAAAAGCUGUUUCGCAUUAGUUGGUUUAAUUUUUCGCAGAAGUACUAGUUUCAUUCAGCUAAAGCUCUUGUCUAAAAAUGUAUCCAUUUUAAAUCUUGUAUCUUGUAUUGCUGGGGUGCAUGUGAUGUCACAUCCUGUUGUUGUCAGGGGCUCAAACAGAUGGGGGUCAAACAAGCGUAUUCAUAGCCAAAAGUCCAUGUAAAAUCAGCGAAUAUGUCGCAUACAUGCUCGGUUCUUGUAUGUGGAAUUCAUUCAAAUAGGGAUUUCGGAAAUGUUAUUACUAGGAUAGUCCAUCAUAAAGACAAAAAAGUUCAUGAAACAAACCAAAACGUUGCUAAAGGUGGCUGCUGAAAAAAGUGUAGCUGAGUAUGAACACGCUUGAGUUUGCAGUAAGCAACAACAAGCAAAAUGUAUAUUAAAACCAAUGUUAAAAUAUUGUUGCAACUCCAUGCUCGUAAAAAUGUGAAAUGCAGAAACAGUUGCCUCAUAUCGUAAAACUACAGAUUCGUCAUUUUCUCUUACUCCAUCUAAAUGCUCCGACUGUAUAAGUGCCCAAGUAUUCAAUAAAUAUCAUAAAUAUAAUGACAAUAUUACAAAACCUGCUGUGUUGCAAGAAAAUAACAUGAAAAAGUAACAUAAGUUAGGGGGCUAAGUCUGCACCAGCCGUAUUACAACUUGUGACGCGAUCCUGUUGUUGACACAUGCCUGCAUCAGCCUGGGGUUCCGCGCACCUCAGCCUGCCUCCCUGCCCUUGCCGCCCCAUGACAGGCGAGGUGUCCCUGACCUCCAGAGUAGCACCCCAGCGAAACCAGCAAGAUUUUCUGCCUUGAAGCAUGCCCAACGUUGCCCCUUGGAGGGCGGGGAAGUGUGGCGGGGUCCGGAGCUUCCAGCAGCCCGGAAAUACUGCAUGCAAACCGGCAGCCAAAACGGCGAGCAGAGACGAUUAAUGAAAUAAUUUCAACCGCAUGCACCAUUGCAUGCAACAUACUGAGUUUGAACCCCAUUCGAUGACGGGAAGUGACAUACUCUGUCUGUAUAGGUCACGUAGUUGAAACCCAGCAUUAAGCUGAGCUAUUACGUCCUCCAGUCUGUGCUGAUAAAAUCAAUUGAAAGGAGCAGUUUUUAUAACAGGGUUUAUAUUGGAGGGUGGGCGCGUGUGUUGCACAGAAUUAUAUACUUGUAUUAGUUUUUAAAAUGCACAUUUAACCAUCUGGGGUCUGUUUAAUUUACUACCCUUUCGGGUCCCUAGAGGGGAAAAAAAGUCUAUUGCCAAACACUGCUGUAAAAACAUAACAGAUUAACAUUUUUUCUUUUUUUUUUUUUUUUUGCUUUGAUCGCUCAAUAAACUUGAGUUCUAAUAAAAAAAAAAUACCAAACGUUAAUACGUUUAUUAUUUUAACCCUGUAAAUACCUAUUUGAUUCAAUGAUGUCACUGUUUUUGCUUAGAGAAAUGCAAACGAGUUAUUUUCCAUAUAAUACAUGUUAGGGGGCUGUGACUUCAUGUCAAAGAUCUAAUUUCUACAUUCCCAAAGUGGAGUACGCCUACCCCCAGGGGUACGCCAAUUGCCAUAGGGGGUACGUGAAGAAAAAUGAAAAACUAUUAGCGCCUAACACUCCCAAUUACGAGUGUGCCUGAACGCCUCACGGCGCAGACUGCACAGUCACAGCAGAAAGAAGGAAAGAGACAGAGAAGUUCUUCAUUGCUCUGUGUGAGUUAUAUGAAUAAGUACGUACGUUUGAUGAUUGUUGUGCAUUAAGAGUAUUUAAUCUUGAAGAUUUAAUUUAUAUUGGUGUUCCAAUCCCCAAACUGUGAAAACCUGUCAAUGUAUGUGCGUGUCAAGAUGAGAGAGAGGGGAUUCCCCCGAAAACGAGGCGUAUCCCUGGUUGUGUGUAUUUUUAUACUUUGGGUCAUGUUUUCUCAACUUUCCCUUUCAAUUUGGUAAAUGAAUAUGCAGACUUAAAACAUAACCAUUGCAAGUGGACAAAAGUGAAGCUCAAGUUCAACCCAUUUAAACUGAAGGAUCCCAACAUCCGGCUGAAAUAAAAGAUGUGUAGUAUGUAUGAACUACUAUCUAUCAGUGCUCAUGUCAUUUUCAUCAUCAAUUUUAUUAUUAAGCUUAUGUAUAGUCAAGUCUUAUCUUUGAUAUAGACCCCCACCCCCUAACAUUUACUAUAUGGAAAAGAAAUAAUUGUGUAUGUCUUUUCCUAAGCAAAAACAGUAUUUUUAUUUAUUAAUUAGAACUAAAGUUGAUUGACAUAUUUGAGCAAAAAAGUUGGAAAAAACAAUCUUUUGUUUUUAUAAGAGUUCUUGGGAGUAGACUUUUUUUUUUUUUUUGUCCUCGAGGGACCCGAAUAAGUGGGAAAUUUGUCCUGGCCAUCUGGUUAACCUAGGAACAAAGUCUAAAUUUGAAUGUUAUGAUUUUUCAUGAAAGAAAAACAAAAACACUAUAAAUACAUGGGUAUUGUUUGGAUAAUAUCUCUAAUAUUGAGGGGCGGCAUGGCUCAGGUGGUACAGUGGUCGUCUCCCAACCUGAAGGUUGCGGGUUCAAUCCUCUGUCCUCCCGUGAUCGUGUCGAAGUGUCCUUAGGCAAGAUACUGAACCCCCAGUUGCUCCUGAUGCUGCGUCAUCAGUAGGUAAAUGUGCUAGCAGUGUCAAAGCGCUUAGCGUGCCUUGGAGGUGGAAAAGCGCUAUACAAGUGAAAGACCAUUUACCUUUUUACCAUUUAAUGUAGCAAUAACUUUCUGCAAACCAACCUGUCUUUCUGUCCCGAUUGCUAGCCUGUGUUGAAGAUUGUAUAAUAAUAAUAAUAAUAAUAAUAGUAAUAGCACAAGAAGCUAAUUUAUUAUUUCAUCAUUUGCCCCCUUCUUUAUAUUUGUAUUUGCACAUCCUGAUGUGAAGAGAUUUCAACACUUGAGAUUAUUGAAGCUGGUUUUCAAUUAAUGGGCCAGUAUCGUCGUUAUACGUACUCUCACCUGUGGACCAUUCAUACGGAUUUUUUUUUUUUUUUUGUGUAAUGCUUGGAGAAGAAAUGGGACAUCUUUCAUACAAUUAUCUUGCACGGUUAGCCUUUUCUUUUUGCAUUUGGUUUUCAAAUAGAUUGUUCUAGCACUACUUCUCCCACGAAGGCCUACAAAAUGUAAUUGACACAGCUAUCUUCCAUUUUUUGGUUUGUUUUUUUAGCAGAAAUGGUUGCAUGUAUUUAUUAUAAUUAAUAAUUGCUGGAAUGUGAGGCGUCUUUCAUACUACUGUUAGCAGGCUGUGUAGGUAUGUUGGUGUGUGUGGAUUAAGUUAUGAAAAAUCAUGUUUACUCAGUAUUUCUGUGAAGUUUCAAACAAAAAAAAACUGCUGUAGAGUUCUUUGAUACAGCUUCUGUUUUUAAUUUCAGGUUUUUUUUCCACUGUUUUUUGUUAGCACAUUUGCUUCUGUUGGUAGAAGCUGGGAAAGUUAUUGUUCUCACUAAUGUUUUUGUUUCUGUACAUUUCAGCCAAUAAGAUGAGUAAAGUGCACAAGUAAAGUGUUUUUUUCUCAUUUUGUUUGGCCUGAAUUACACAAAGCUUCCUUAUUUGGGGAAACAUUUAGUAAAUGUCACAAUUUUAAAAACUUUAUUGUAAAUUUCAGCUUUACGGAUGACACCAUCGCUUAGCAAGGGAAUUAUGUUGCGGUAAUAACGUCUAGAAAAAAUUAGUAGAAAAUUAAGUACUUUUACAAGGAAAAAGUCACAGUUUUACUAAUAUUCCAAAAACAAUAACAUGUACAGUCAUAAUUUUACAAGGAAAACACAUGAAAAAAAAACUUUUACAAGAAUAAAGUUGUACAAUGACUAUGGAAAAAAUGCAUACUUUCUCCUUUAACUUUAUCAAAAACCUCAACUUUACAGAUCCCAGCCAUUCCUGAAGUAUGUUGUUGUGGUAAUAACGUCUACUGCGACACUUAUUGGUCAUUGUACAAGAAAAUAAAGAAUUUGAGAUAGUUCACUAGUUGUAAUUUUACAAAAACACUCAUAUGAUCAAAAUUUUAAGACCACUUGAAAAUUUGCAAGAAUUUACAUUUCACACUGUUGGAGCUAAAGGAGGUUCUAAGUAGAGCUUCAAAAUGUAGACAGAAGAAAUGGGAGUGAGAUAAAAAAAAACACACAAAAAAAGCAAUUUUACUGAACUAGGCUGUUCAUUAGCUGAUCAAAAAGAAUGCAAAAAGAAAGACCCCAGCUUUUAAAAUUGAAAAUCUUGGCAAAAAUGUGUACUCGAUGUCAUUCACACCGUCAUGAUCUCUUGAUAGCAAAUGCAAAAAAAGCUUUGUCUCUUUUUGAAUGCAAACGAAAAAAGAGCAAAAUACGUCUUCAAAGGCUUUGUCUCCCUCCACGCCACAAAAUUGCCCAUUUGGAAUUUGCACGUGAGCACCAAACAUGGGACAUGGAAAAAUGUUUUAUUCUCUGAUGAGAAAAAAUGUAACUUUGACGGUCCUGAUGGCUUCCAACAUUACUGGCAUGACAAAGAGAUCCCACCUGAGAUGUUUUCCACACGGCACAGUGGAGGGGGGUCCAUCAUGAUCUGGGGUGCUUUUUCAUUCAAUGGAGGUUCAGGUCGUGCAGGGGCAUGAAACAGCAGCUGGCCAUGUGUAGAUGUUGCAGGGGGCAUCUCUCAUGACUGAAGGCCCUCGUCUGUGUGGUCAUGACAGCCAUCUUGACCACCUGGAUAAACAUUCCUACUGGCCUCCUGGAAACCAAUUUUUCAGGUGAUGAACAAGACUGGCGUAGCUACUCAUUACUGAGUCCUUUUUUGAAAAUUGUAUUUUAGCGGCGUUUCGAGUUUUUAUUUUUUUUUUUUAUAGCUAUGGUCUUAAAACUUUUGAUCAGCUGAUGAACAGCCUAUUUCAGUUUAGUGGUCGUUGCAAUAAAUUGCUUUCUCAAAAAAUGUUUUGUCUUACUCCCAUUUCUUUUUUUUGCAUUUUGAAGCUCUUUCUAAAACCUCCUUAAAGUGGCAACAGUGCCAAAUGUCAAUUCUUCAAAAUUGUUCAACCGGUCUUAAAAUUUUGACCAGGAGUGUAUUACAAAAUGGCCGAACAGUGGCCUAGUGGUUAGCAUGUUGGCCACACAGUCAGGAGAUCGGGAAGGUCUGGGUUUGAAUCUCCUGUGGGCAUCUUUGUGUGGAGUUUGCAUGUUCUCCCAGUUUCCUCCCACAUUCCAAAAACAUGCAUGUUAGGUUAAUUGGCGACUCUAAAUUGUCCAUAGGUAUGAAUGUGAGCGUGAAUGGUUGUUUGUCUAUAUGUGCCCUGCCAUUGGCUGGCGACCAGUCCAGGGUGUACCCCGCCUGUCGCCCGAAGUCAGCUGGGAUAGGCAUAUGCCCGCGACCCUGAUGAGGAUAAGCAGCAAAGAAGACGGAUGGAUGUAUUACAAAAAGCCCCAUAAUUUUACAAGUAAAGUCGCAAUGCUAUAACAAUUAUAUGAAAAAAUCAUACUUGUACAGAAAGUCACCAUUUUUCAAGAAAAACAAUUUAAUGAAAAUUAUGUAACAUUACAAGAAAAGAAAUACUUUUACUUGAAUAAAACUGUACGAUCACUGAAAAAUUCUUACUUCAGCUUUACACAGGGUUCCUACGCAAAUAUGGAAUUGGAUUUUAUACAUUUCCAGGUCUAGAAAAGUAAGUAAAGUAGUAAGUAAGAAAUGGAUCGAUCUGUUUUUCUAAGGCGCUUGGUAGGGCAGCUAAGAUGUGUGAGAGCACACAAUGGGUGACGCAAGAUUGACAAGUUUAAUGGCCAUCCCUCUGCUCUUGCACUCUUCCAACCCUCAGUGAGCUACAUUACCUGGUGACAUAAUGGCGUACAAAUUCAGAAUAAUGAAAACAAAAAUGAUUAAUUCCAUAAUUUAUUUACAUGAUACUGGGGCUGCAAUUAACAAUAAUAUUCUUAGGCAAUUAAUCUGAAGCUUGUUUUUUUCGACUGAGUAAUCAGCUCGGCCUUAGACGGACAAAAUCAAUAUGAACCAAACACAAACGGGUAAGUCAAAGCUGAUGUGUGAGAAUAUCUUGUUUUGCCUAAAACACAGCAAUUAUAGGACUGCUUUCAUGGACGACUAAGAAAAUUCAAAAACAUUCACAAUUGAGAGGCUGAUGAUAUCGGCGCAUACGAACAUUUUGAAAUAAAAAAAAAAAGAAUCGAAUACCAAAACAGUUGUCGAUUAAUUGGAUAAUCGAUUAAUCAUUAAUUCAUCGAUUAAUUGUUGUAGCUCAAAUGAUACACAUCUGUUUUCUAGGUCUGGAAAAGUAUGGAAUUUAGAAAUAUCAAAUCCAUGGGAACCUUGUUUCCAGACGCCACGUCUGCAAAGCAAGCCAAUUGUAUUGUGGUAAGAAUGUCUACGAUGACGUGUCAGUUAUGGCCAGUACAAUUGGUUAAAGCUUUAAACUAAGGGAAUAUAACAUUGUUUGAUUUUGUUUUUACACACUUGUUCAGUGAUGGCUCAUCUCCAAGGGUUUGUGCAUUAUGUCACAGAAUAGUAAAGCCCCAUCCAUUUUUAUUUUUUUUUACACCUUUUAUACUUCAAAGCCCAUGACAUGCAAGAUUUUAAAUAGUACACCAAGAAGAAGAUAAGAACAUUUGUACAUUGUUGAAUAAGAUGGGUAAAUAUCGACUUUAUUAUACUUGAUCAUUGUUACAUCACAAAGUGUUAUUUGUGACUAUUUGUUACACGUUCUGGAAUAUUUAGUAGAAGAAGAAUAACAAGAGGAUACAAUGGUGGAAAUGUACAAUGCCUUUGUUGUAAAUGACAAAUACGUUGUGAAUGCAGUGUGUCUUAUUGUACCUAAUAGAGCGAUUAUCAGUCAAGACACUUACGGUCUACAGUCAAAGUCCACAUUCCUUCUAGUCAAAGGACAUACAUAGAAACACGCUCUCUAGAUCUAUAGAGCUAGACAUAGCUUGAACAAAUGAGCAGUGUAGAAUUUGGUCAUGGCUUUUUGAUGGUGCUUACUGUAUAUACAAAGUUCAGUUUAGAAAUAUCCCCAACAAGCCAUUUAUAGACAAUAGAUUACUAUCACAUCUCAUUGUGCUGAUGGAGCAGUACUGUACUGUACUGUAUGCCAAGGAGUCUUAGAAUCACACUCAAAGGAAAAUACACACCCGUACCAGAGUAAAGUUGGGAUAUUAUAGUAAUAAGUAUGUUGAGGUUUGCCGUGACAUCAUUUUGGAAUUUUUGAGGCUUUAGAGCUGUAUUUUUCCCCAAAUGUCCUAACUUACAGGAAAAAAGUGGCUAUUAUUACAAGGGGAAAAGUCAGAUCAAAAAAGUCAUAAAAUUAGGCAAAAUAUUACAAUAAUUAAGUUGUAAUUAUAUGAGAAAAAAGUUGUACUUUGCACAGAAUAAAGUUGGAAUAUUACAAGAAAAGGAACACACUUUUACGGAAAUAAAGUUGGGAUAUUAGAAGAAAAGAAAUGUUACUUUUAAGAAAAGUAGCAGUUUUGUAAGAAAAACGUACAUUUUACGAUUUUAUGUCAUAAUAUUACACAGGACAAAAAUCGUAAGAGAACAAAGUUUCAAAAUGACAAGAAUAUAUAUAUUUAUUUUUUUCCCCAAAAUCAAAUUGCAAUUUUACCAUAGAAAAGUCUCAAUCUUAUGAGAAUGACAUAAUGUGAUGAGACAAAUGAGGUGAGAUACAAGAAAAAAAUUGUAUGAAAACAAAGUUGUAAUAUUUCAAGAAAAACAUCUCGCUUGUAAACUUCUAAGGAAAAAGUUUCAAAUGAAUGAGAAAAGCUGCAAUAUUACAAGAAUUUUUUUAUGAAAAAGUUGUAACAUUAAAAACCCCCCACAAUUUUACAAAAAAAAGUCUUAUGAGAAUAACAGUGUAAUAAAAUGAUGUAAUACACGAAAAAAACGGUAGUUUUACGGAAACAACCGUGUGAACUGUUUUACAGUUACAAAAAUAAAAGUCAUCACUAGAAAAAGGAAUCACACUUUUACGAGAAAAAUAUAAUUUUAAUAAAAUGAAGCCACAAUAUUAAAAGAAACGAUCUGAAUUUUACAAGAAUAAAAUCAUAUUACAAAAAAACCAAGUAAUCGUGUCACUAUUAUAUUACUAUGUUAACAUAUUGUGGUAUGAAAAAGGAGUUUUGCCAUCUGUAAUAUUUUGAUUUCAUAAAAAAAACACUAUUCUUGUAAAAUGAUUAUUUAUUAUCAUGACUGUACAACACUGUCAGAAUUUUACAAGAUUUUUUUACUCCCGAAAAAAAAUACCACUUUAUUCUCGUAAAAUUCCAAAAUUAUUCCUGUGAAUUUACAACUUUGUUCUGAAAAUAUUACUCUUCCUUUUUUUUUUUUUUUUUUUUUCCCCCCCCAGUGUGGCCCUAACACUCCUCGGCACCGAUGAACUUAAGACACAUUGUUGAAAUUUACAUGAAGAAAGGCAAAGAAAAUGCUCCUCCAUUGAAAUGAAAGCAAAAGCGCUGUUUUCGACCUUCACUUUCUCAAUCUCACAACACUUUUUCUUUCUUUCUUUCUUUCUUUUUUAGCUAUGUAGGCAUUGUCAUAGCUCCGGCGGUCCUAAUCACAGUUUUCUCAAGCAUCGUUGAAGCUAAAAGGCAACCGUUGAUAAACACUCAGAAGAAGAUGCUACACAAAACAUGGAGUUGUUUUUGUCAAGACUAGCACGAGUAGCAGUACCACUUCAAGCCAAGGCCUGACAAGUGACCGUUGAAAGGAAAUGUGUUGAAGUGUAUAAUGAUCAGUUAAACCUGAGUUCUGUGUGGGAGUGUGUUUCUCCUCCACUAAUGAUAGUAUUCUAGUGCUAUUCAGGCAUUGAUAAACUCUACUAUACACUUGUUUUUUUUUCUUUUCUGAUAAAUAUGGAAGGGAUUUCACAGUUUGGAUGGACCGUCAAGUAACUCUGUCAACAAGCAAACUCCUCAAAGUUCCCUAGAGUCGGGUGACGAGGUAACAUGUUCGGCGUGAAUCCGAGACUGUCCGAGUGACUCCGGAGGGUGUCACAGGUGCUCUGCAGAAAACACAAGGAUAGGGCAAGG